Molecule: messenger RNA, 716 nt
Organism: Panicum virgatum (switchgrass)
Lineage: Eukaryota; Viridiplantae; Streptophyta; Magnoliopsida; Poales; Poaceae
Product: general transcription and DNA repair factor IIH subunit TFB5-like
Exons: 3
Coding region: 296-502 (68 amino acids)
Biological process (GO): transcription initiation at RNA polymerase II promoter; nucleotide-excision repair, preincision complex assembly; transcription by RNA polymerase II
Cellular component (GO): transcription factor TFIIH holo complex; transcription factor TFIIH core complex
Source: RefSeq, a predicted model, not a curated record
UCUAAUACCAUCGCUGAAGAAUUGGGCAGGAGGGGGGUGAGACUGGGCCGACGAGCGGCGACCGUGGGAUGGGCCGGCCCAUACGGAAUCCUACUCGGUUUCGGUGUUGGGCUAGCGAUGAAUAAUCAGCAGAUGGCAAGCAGGCGCUACGAGCGAGCGCCGGCGAGAAGCGAAGCGACGAGGGCAGAGCGUGAAGAGCCGCCGCCGCCGCCUCCGAGCUAGGUUUUCGCCGGCCGACUGAAGAGCCGAGAUCGCAGCAGCGGUAUUUUCUCCUGCAGUGCGCAGACCAGAAAACAUGGUUGACGCAAUCAAGGGGCUGUUUAUAUCCUGCGACGUGCCCAUGGCGCAGUUCAUCGUCGAUCUGAAUGCCUCUCUGCCCGCGUCCGAGACGUUCAUCGUGCGCAUGCUUGAUCCUACGCACAUGUAUGUGCUGCCCCAUGUGGGACAGAUGAUCAAAAGCAAGGUAGAAGAGUUCAGGAAGCAAAACAGUUACAGGCCGUGAUGAAGAAGAACCAUUCAUUCGCAAUUCCAUCGCCACCCUCCAUUCAAAGAUACACGUCUUAAUUCGGCUCGAUCAUACCUAUGUAAUAGCUUAGGACUGCAAUAGAAUGGAUGUAUAAUGCAGUCUUCUUAUAGUUGAUGAGUAGGCUACAUUGUGAUGAAUUAUGAUGAUGUACGUGUACUUUUCAUGAAUAUAGAUCAACCUUCAUACAGAC